Messenger RNA from Ananas comosus (pineapple), 1568 nucleotides. Its product is annotated as putative glucose-6-phosphate 1-epimerase. Bases 165 to 1112 code for a protein of 315 amino acids. Gene Ontology annotation, biological process: carbohydrate metabolic process. The transcript has 9 exons. Lineage: Eukaryota; Viridiplantae; Streptophyta; Magnoliopsida; Poales; Bromeliaceae. Gene Ontology annotation, molecular function: carbohydrate binding; isomerase activity. The record is from RefSeq and is a predicted model, not a curated record.
CACCUCUCGGUUUCCAUUUCCUCUCUGUCUCUCUCAUUCUCUCUAAUCCCUUCGUCGUCUUCCUCGCUGCUUCGUGAGGUGUGGCGGGGUGAGCGCGAGCGAGAGAGCUCGGCGCUCGAAUCAGGAUUAGGGUUAGGGUUUCCGGGGCAUGGGAGUGGGCCGCGAUGGCGGCGCCGAAGCCUUCCGUGGAGCGGUGUAUGGGCGUCAAUGGCCUCGAGAAGAUCGUGCUCCGGGAGGGCCGGGGGAGCUCCGUCGAGGUAAAGUUGUAUGGGGGUCAGGUAACUUCUUGGAAAAAUGACCAUGGGGAGGAGCUGCUUUUUGUUAGUAGUAAGGCUAUUUUCAAACCCCCGAAAGCAAUUCGUGGGGGCAUACCAAUAUGCUUUCCUCAGUUUGGAAUGCAUGGAACUCUAGAACAACAUGGAUUUGCAAGGAAUCGGUUUUGGAGUGUUGAUAAUAAUCCACCACCUUUGCCAGCAAACACUUCAAUUAAGACUUUUGCUGACUUGAUUCUCAAGCCAUCUGAAGAAGAUUUCAAGAUUUGGCCUCACAGUUAUGAAUUUCGCUUGAGAGUUGCUCUUGGAUCUGGAGGCAAUUUGAUAUCCACGUCCCGCAUUAGAAACACCAACACUGAUGGAAGGCCAUUCUCGUUUACGUUUGCAUAUCACACAUACUUUUCUGUUUCUGAUAUAAGUGAAGUGCGGGUAGAAGGACUAGAGACAUUGGACUACCUUGACAAUCUGAAGGGAAUGGAGCGCUUCACAGAGCAAGGAGAUGCAAUUGUAUUCGAAUCUGAAGUGCAUAAAAUAUAUCUGGGCACACCAAGCAAGAUUGCUAUCAUUGACCAUGAGAAGAAAAGAACAUUUGUCUUGAGGAAGGACGGACUCCCAGAUGCUGUUGUAUGGAACCCAUGGGACAAGAGGGCCAAAGCCAUGGCAGAUUUGGGGGACGAAGAAUACAAACACAUGCUAUGUGUGGAGGCGGCGGCUGUGGAGAAGGCCAUCACUCUAAAGCCGGGCGAGGAAUGGACGGGAAGGCAGGAACUAUCUGCUGUUCCGUCCAGUUAUUGCAGUGGACAGUUGGAUCCUCAAAAGGUCCUUCAGGGUUCAGCUUGAUUGUUACUCUGAUCGAUUUAUCCUGUACAGGCUCUUUUACAUCGCCGUUUAUAGUAAUCGGUGCUAGGCAGUUGAUGCUUUUUCUUCAACGACGUUCCUGCUCUCGUUUUUCACCUUCUUCUAUGUUGUAUCCUGGAAGCAGAAUAUUCAGGGGAAUAAUAGCAUGACGUGUUUUCCUAUGGUCUGUAGAGAUUGAAUCUCAUAACCUGAACCUGCGGGGUAACAUAAAUAUUACCCAGCGUCAUCUUCAGCGCUGUUAUCGUUUUCCUUCUCUUCAUUUUGUAGCAUAUAUUGUCAUAAAACUGUCGAAUCCGCAAGGGGGUAAGAAGAGCCAUGUGAAGGCGGGGGUGGUUUUGUGAAUGUAUUCUGUUGUGGAUAUUACGCCUUCUGAUGUACUCACUUUUUCCUAUCAUCAAUAUUAUUAUCCUCUGCGGUGAACUGAUACUGACUUGUUGA